AUGGCUACUGCCAAACUGUCUGCAGACCUGGCUGGCAAGCCCAGUCCGGGCCUCCAGCUCCCUCAUCCUCCCCCGCUUCUGCAUACGCGCUCCGGGAACGAGAACUACGACCGCCCCUCCACGCCAACACAGCAGAGUCACCAUGGCUUCACGAGUCCGGCUCAGACGCCCCAGGGCAGUCCCAGCAAGUCCAAGAUGCCUCCCGGCGCUCUGAAUCUGCCCGGUGUCUUCGAAAAGGCCAUGAAGCUUGCUCCAUCCUCCCCAACCAAGUCGGGCUUCAACACGCCGCAGUCGCCUACCAAGGGAGGCCUGUCCGUCAUCGAAGACUUCAACGAAAGCGUCAUCCACAAGGAUGCCCACCAGACUCCCGGCAGCCCGACUCGCCGUUCCAACAAAGAGAAUACGCCUCCCAAUGUGCCCCGGCUGGGGAAGGAUCUCGGAUUGAAUUCCAACCCCGCCGCCGCUUCGCGGAUCGAGCCCUAUCAACAACGCCCAGUUCCGUGGGUUGACUCCGGAGGAGCUGGAGAAGCUGCAACUGCCCAGAGUCAAACGGCUGGCCAAUGUGACUCAACUCUCUACGUCCACAACCGCCAGAACCGUUACGCUCAAUUCAAGGCCGCCUACCCUCCGCCGCCCGAGACUCCGGCGGAAGAGUAUGAAGCCGCAUUGCAGAAGUAUCUUGGUCGCGAACGCGCCAGUCUGCGCAAGCGACGGACCCGGCUCCGUCAGGGAGAUUUCCAGAUCCUGACCCAGGUCGGCCAGGGUGGGUAUGGACAGGUCUACCUGGCGCAAAAGAAGGAUACCCGCGAGGUGUGCGCGCUGAAAGUCAUGAGCAAGAAGCUGCUGUUCAAGAUGGACGAGGUCCGACACAUCCUGACGGAAAGAGAUAUCUUGACCGCGGCCAAAAGUGAAUGGCUGGUAAAGCUGCUAUACGCCUUUCAGGACGCGGAGCAGAUCUAUCUGGCCAUGGAGUAUGUGCCGGGAGGGGACUUCCGAACGUUGCUCAACAACACGGGAGUCUUGCACAACCGUCACGCCCGGUUCUACAUCGCAGAGAUGUUCUGCUGUGUCGACGCGCUCCAUAUGCUCGGCUACAUCCAUCGAGACCUGAAGCCGGAGAACUUCCUGAUCGACAGCACGGGACACGUCAAGUUGACCGAUUUCGGAUUGGCCGCCGGAAUGUUGGAUCCUGGUAAGAUCGAGUCGAUGCGGAUGAAGCUGGAGGAAGUGGGCAACACGCCCGUGCCGUUCGGUCGCCCCAUCGAGCAACGAACCGCCGCUGAGAGACGUGAAGGGUAUCGGUCGCUGAGAGAACGGGAGGUCAACUACGCCAAGUCCAUCGUCGGGUCCCCCGAUUACAUGGCCCCGGAGGUGCUGAAGGGUCAGGAAUACGACUUUACGGUCGAUUACUGGAGCCUGGGCUGUAUGCUCUUCGAAGCGCUGGCCGGUUAUCCCCCGUUUGCGGGCGCGACGGUGGACGAGACUUGGCAGAAUCUGAAACGCUGGCAGAAGGUGCUUCGAAAGCCGCAGUAUGAAGAUCCCAACUACUUCCUCUCGCGCCGCACCUGGGACCUUAUCACGCGGCUGGUCGCGGCGAAGGAGCAGCGGUUCAAGAACAUCCGCGAGAUCCAGAGCCACGAGUACUUUGCCGAAGUGGACUUCAGCCGACUGCGGGAACAGAGGGCUCCGUUUGUCCCCGAGCUGGACUCGGAGACGGACGCGGGGUACUUUGACGACUUCACGAACGAGGCGGAUAUGGCGAAGUAUAAGGAGGUCCACGAAAAGCAGCGUGCGCUGGAGGAAAUGGCAGAUAGGGAGGAAAAGAUGAGCAAGGGACUCUUUGUUGGGUUUACCUUUCGAAUUAUGAAUGAAAUAGAAGAUCCACUCAACGCUACAUCAUACAUGUCAAGAUGA
Molecule: messenger RNA, 1914 nt
Organism: Rasamsonia emersonii CBS 393.64
Lineage: Eukaryota; Fungi; Ascomycota; Eurotiomycetes; Eurotiales; Trichocomaceae
Product: Serine/threonine protein kinase
Exons: 4
Coding region: 1-1914 (637 amino acids)
Biological process (GO): peptidyl-serine phosphorylation; intracellular signal transduction
Cellular component (GO): spindle pole body
Molecular function (GO): ATP binding; protein serine/threonine kinase activity
Source: RefSeq, a predicted model, not a curated record